Molecule: messenger RNA, 3747 nt
Organism: Durusdinium trenchii
Lineage: Eukaryota; Dinophyceae; Suessiales; Symbiodiniaceae
Source: the annotation of a GenBank genome assembly
AUGGCGAGCCUUUGGGGUCUGUUGAAGCGCAGCCAAGAGGACGACGAAGAGCCCCAGGCCCCGUCCCACGCCUCCUUCUGCCUGCCGCCCCUGGGGCCCGGUGCCAGCGAGAUGCGAAGUAGCAGCCGCUGCACGGCCUCCUCGCGGCCGCGCUCGCAGUCCUCGACGAGGACGCGGCGCGGUGCUGGAACGCCUUCCACAGCGACACCUCGGACGGAUCUACAUUUGCCACCCAUCUCGCGCAGUUGCACGCCGCACUCCUCGCCCUGGACACCUGCGACGGGCGCCGGUGGUGGUCUGGACCGGGCGAUGUCGGAAGUUUCGACCGUGAGUCCCAGUUCCUGCUACUUGAGCAUGUAUCAGUCGCCCGCUCAUUGUGGCACUCCAGCCCGUCGAACGAGCUGUGGAACUCCACUGCAUCACUGUGGCAGGAGUCCUCACCCAUGCGGGGGAAGCCCGAUCAUGUGGAACGAUGACUUCGCCGAUCACUCCUUGCGGAGCUGGAUGCAUCGGAACCAGGCACCAGAGCUCCUCUGGGAGCUCUUCGUGCUGUACGCCUCGCCUUUGGCCUUCACCCCGAUCGACUUCGAAUCGGAGACCGAUCGUAUUGUGGGCAGUGCGCGUGAUUCAGGGCGCCUGCAGACUGGACAGGUGCGGAUCAGCUUGGGCGCUGCCUCCAGCAGCUCGUUGACGAAGAUGCUCACGCAGAGCCACGCGCGACGCUCCGGCGGGUUGAUCCUCCACCUGGCGGCACAUGGAGAUGAGGCGGGUGGCUUGGUCUUGGAGAACAGCAAAGGCAAUGGCGAAGCCUAUCGCUGCACCCAUGAGAAGUUGAGGCAGAUCCUUCAAAUGGGUGACCGAGGUCUGCGGGGCGUGUCCCUGUUGUUUCUCAGCUCCUGCAGCUCAAAGCAGCUGGCGCAGGUUUUUCUUGAGUGUGGCUGCCAGCAUGUGAUUGCGACCAGCAGUCCGGUGCUGGACGCCACUGCCCGCGCCUUCACGGAGCGCUUCUAUGGGGCCCUCUUCGUGGGAAAGUCCAUCGUCGAGGCCUUUGAGCACACGCGGAAGGCCCUGCUCGCCAGCUCGGUCCGAGAGGUGGCGGAUCAAUCCAAUGUCUAUCAUUUGCUCUCCGCGGAAGGCGUCGGCCAAGUGGUGCCCGACGUCCCCGAGCGGCCAGAGAGGCCUGGGAGCCGGGAGAGUGAGAUCGGAGGUUUUCAGGACGCCUGCAGCUUUCAGGAACAGCUCACCUUCCUCCCUCCAGAGGUGGAAGACUUUUUUCGGCCUCCAGAGAUGCAGCAGGUGAUGAAUGUCCUUCUCAACCGUCGCGCCUGUGCGGUGCACGGCUGCGAGGGCAUCGGGAAGAGCGCGCUGCUGAUCGAGACCGCCCGCUUCGCCGCCAGUCCCGGCAGGCAGUUCUCGGGCAACGUGGUGCAUGUGAGACUCCACGAUCGAAGCAACGCCGUGAAGACCAUCAAGGAAGCCGUGGAUUUCUGUUCAGCCAGGCUGCCGUGCUUCCUGGCCGAGACCCCCGGCGGGCCGAAUGGCCAUGCGCGCUGCAUUAUUUGGCAGCUGCAGCAACUAGAGAGGUUUCGCGGCAAUGCUCCGAUUCUGCUGGUCAUCGAUGACGAAUGCAAUGCUUUGGAGAGAAGGUCCCUACGAGGUCUGCUGGCCGAAGUGCUCCGCAAGACCCAUAAGCUGAGACUCCUGCUGGGCACGUCCCACGCGAGCGACGAGGGCACGAGCGAAGCUCGAGAAGCUCAGGGCCUGCAGGAAUUGGGCUGCAGUAAGGUGGUGACGAUCCGUCUCCACGGCUUAGACCCCGCGACCUCGGUGCGGCUGCUGCUGCGCCGGGUGCAUCGUCCCUUGGAACCCCACGACCUCUUCCCCUUGGAGGCGCUCUCCGAGGGCCGGGCCCGAGCUCAGCUGCGGGAGAAUCGAGAAGUGGCCAAGCUUCUAGUGGGAAGCCAAAUCCUCCAACCGCUGGAGGGCAACCCAGGCUUAAUCCGACAGCUGGGCUCUCGAAUUGUCGAGGGCGGUGCUCCUUUGAGGGACGUCCUGCAGGACAUGCUUUGGAACCGAGCUGAGGUUUCAACGACCAUGAAGGAGCACAUGAAGAAUGAGCUAGCGCCACAGGAACGUGUGGAGGACUUUGAAGACGCCCAAGGGCCAUCAGCUGCCACAUUCAGCCGUGCCAAGUACAAGCUGGACAUUUUUAUGAUGCUAUGCUUUGAUGCCACUGAUCAGAAGAACGAGUUGUUGAUGAUCGAGGAGUACUGCGCAAGGCCCCCUAGCCAAUGCAUCAUGAACUUCAACGUUCAACGAACAGAGAGCAAAGUUGCUGCAGCACCGGAGCUCCCAAUUGAAGAGAUAUGGCAAGAAACUGCACAGAUCUUAGACAGCGAUGCCUUUUCUGGAGUCUUGGUUGAUGAGAUCGAUGCUGUGAUUCGAGAUGAGAACACAUGGCGCUACAUCGCAGUGGCCGCAGACCUAGCUCAAGAAGCCGAUCACGUUGGUUCUUGGUCUGAAGCUUGCCCGUGCCACGGCAACUUCACAGAGCAAUGUCAAGAGGAACAAGUCCAAGCACAAGCAAGGCACAGAAAGCGGAGAAAGCUCCAGCCUCACGGCUUUCUUCCAGUGGGAGGAGAUGUGGGUGGCUGCCCCUUCAAAGGUUGCAGAUCAUACGAGCUGGCAGCGGGCGGUGCAAUGGAAUCAUUGCGGGACAAGAUGAUGCACAACCGGCAAAAGCUUUUGGCUCAUGUUGCAACUGCCCAGGAAGCAGAACGGCAUAAUCUGGCACUGGCGAAUGGAUCCAACAUCGAUGAUUUAGAUGAACGUCUCAAAGCUUCUUAUGCCAAGUGGAUGGGAGCCUUCAGGUUGAAGCACGCGACGAGGGAGAAGGUCCAGACGCUAUGUGAAGCCAUUGAUGACAAGCGUGAACCGCCACAGCCUGACGAGAACCCCGAAAAAAAAGUUCUCAGAAAAGUGAUCGUUUUGGAACAUCUCCAGACAUUGGCCCAGAAUGGCAACAUUUUGAUGUGCAUGCCUAACGUCGGACAAGUGCAAAUGAUCAAGGACCAGCCUCAAGAGGACUUUGACAUCGACCAGCCUUUAGCUGCCAUCAGUUCGGGAGGACCUGGGAUGGUGGGUGCUCAACUGGCAGAUUCAUUUCAUGGACCGGGUUUGGAAUGUUUGGCUUUGUUGCAAGAAGCUACUUGCUGUGGAAACCUGAUUGAGCACCGGCGAUUGGAAACCCUAGAGUCUUUGAGUGGUGGUUUGAAUUUGGAGGCAUUGCUUAUCCGCUUGAAUCAGAGAACGCGUUGGGAACUCCAAUUGGAACUCCUUCACCAGGGCUGGAAAGACAGUCAAAAGACUUCCAAACGCAGACUUGAUCCAGUGACUACUGAAAACUUUCAAACAGAUGAGAAGGUCUAUUACUUUGACAAUCAGCAGCUUGCGAAGGAAUAUUUGGUAUGUCUCUUGCUCCUAGAGCACCUGUUUCAAGCAGGAUUGAAGGAGUUCUAUCACUUCCAAUUGAACAGCUACUAUUGUUUGCUGAUUGACUUGCUUCAGAACCGGCCAGAGAAUCUUGCAUCGGCCAAACCCCACCAGGUCUCUGCCUACUACAAGGAAUUGAUGGUCAUUUGCUUCAGAGAGAGCCAGGUUCCUCCGCCAGAAGCUGAAGUGGAAUCCUCAGAGGUUCUGGAUGCAAGGCUCAAAGAGCUGCAGACCCCUACGCCACCUCCACCAUAG